GUUGUUUUUCAAAUAAAACAAAUAUCUUUUUGAAGCCGGAUUGAAAGUAAAAAGAAAAAACAUAUUUGUGAAGAUGAAAAAGCAAAUGUGAGGAUGUUAUUAAUAAUAAAGUGGGGAGUUUAAAAUAGGGUAGUAUUGGUUGGUGCUGUCUCUAUAUUUGGCGUCUGAAUUGGAAUUGGAAUUGGAAUUGAAAUUGAAAUUGAAAUGAAAGUCGCAUAAGAAUUCAUAGAUAGGUCAGGCCUGCAGUAGGGGUUUCGUUUCGUUUCGUUUCGUUUCGCAAUCAGAUGUAAACCUAUAAAUCAUACACCAUGGAUUCUCUCUCUCCUCUUUAGCUUCACACAACAGGACGCACUUUCUUAUCUCAUGAUCCAAAAUUACAUUUUAAUGGAUACCCACGAAGACAACAACAACAUUGAAUUCCAAAUAAAUGCAUCAGACAAAGGACAAAAUACCCCUCUUGUUUUCUCAAGAGAAACACCCUUUAUAAGGAAAGACUCUCCCUCUUACAAUGCCAAAAAGCUCAAAUCCACCGAUGCUCACCUUCCUGGGACUAGCCACACCAAAAUAGCCAGACAGGACAGGGUUGAGUUGGGUCGCCUCUUGCAAACUGCAGUCAGUUCCCAUAACUGGGACUUUGCUGAAACUUUGAUUCUUCUUGCUGAUCCACAGAUACUUAAUGAUGCCCUCUGCAUUACCCUCGAUUCCAUCUGGUUCUUGACCACAGAGCUAGAGCUUCACGCCAUCACACUCUUUAUCAGGAAGAUCAUUGCCAAUGGGGCUUAUGACUUCACUAGAGCUACUCUAAGAACUUCAUUCCUUGCUUCCUGUGUCUCUGCAUGCCAGACCAGAACAAUGACUCUUGUGGAUACCAUUACUGUUAUGGCUCAGAGGCUGCACGAGCGUCUCCAGGAAUGCAAUGGAGAUGAAGUCUUGAAGGCAGAAGCGGGUGCUAAGGUGCAAAAGUUUACUGAAUGGGCUCUCAAAUGUAUUGGCAUCCAUUCCAAUCUUCAAGAUGAUACUGAUAAUGUCAUACACAGCUCCGCCGUGGAGACCCAGCUCCGAUUAUCUGCCUUUAAGACCUUCCUUGAUCUUGCUGGCAACCGUCUUACGGGGAAGGACUUCAGUGAGGCCUUUGAUGCCGCUUGCUUUCCUCUCACUCUUUUCUCAAGCUCAUUUGAUCCAGGUUGGGCAUUUGGCAUGUCCGCUGCCGUGAUCCAAGGCUUGCUGGCCAUGUUAGUAGAGGGGGGUGCAGACAAUGUCAAUCAGUGUUUCUUGGAAGCUUCACGUUUUGGAAGUACAGAACUUGUCCGUGUACUAUUGCAGAUUGCCCAAAGAAACAACUUGGAUGUUGAUGUCGAUUUAGCGCUGGGCUUUGCCUCCCAUUACGGCAAGAUAGGCACUAUGGAGUGUUUGGUGGAAGAGGGAAAUGCCGUAGCCUUUUUGGGCCCUUUGAUGAGAGCUGCUGAGAGGGGAUGUAUGCAAGUUGUUGAGUGGUUUGUGCAGAGGGGUUGCCGAGACAUGGAGCUCUGCCUUGCCCUUACUGCAGCCACUUCUAGCUGCCAAGUUCACAUUGCUUCAUAUCUUCUUCCCCAUGUACCCCAGCAGGUUCUUGCAGCGCUUAGUGUUGAAAUUCUGAAAGCUGCCGGUGAACGCAGUGGUGGAUCUCUUGAUGGUGUAUCAUUUCUCCUCCAAUCCGACUUCUUAGGUGAUCCUGCAGCUACUUAUGCUGUUGCAGACAUUAUUGCUAAAUUGGAGGAUGAAGCUGUUGCUCCGGAGCUAAAGGCUUUUCUUAAGGAGCAUUGGUCAGAAGGAGCUUACAUAGAGGGAUUAAGGUUAGGGAAAGAGCAUUACAUGAACCUUGUGAGAAUCAUUAAAUGGGGCGAAUCUCCUAUUUGUUUGAGAGAUCUUCCAGCCCCACUGACUGUUGCAAUUGCUUAUCUCCCACUCUAUAGAGAGUGUGUCAAGGCAGGGGGUUGCUUGUUUUCUCAACGGCUAAGAGGACAGUUGGUUGAAGCCGCAAGAAGGCUUGGUGGGGAUGGAGAUGGGGUCUUCGAUGAAACGACGAAUGGUAGAGAUCUUCUGGUGAUUUUGGAGCGUCAUCUUCCCCAAUUUUUGCUCGCUCCAACCACCAUUGCUUAGCUAGAUUUGGUUACCAUUGUUAUAUACUUUGCAUCUAUAUUAUGUAAUCAGUUACUCUUGACUUUUUUUAUACUGAGAAACCAAGUUUUAUGGUUGGUUUUUCUCUUAAA
Messenger RNA from Lathyrus oleraceus (garden pea), 2249 nucleotides. Its product is annotated as ankyrin repeat protein SKIP35. The record is from RefSeq and is a predicted model, not a curated record. NCBI's taxonomy places the organism in Eukaryota, Viridiplantae, Streptophyta, Magnoliopsida, Fabales, Fabaceae. The transcript is spliced from 4 exons. The coding region runs from base 364 to 2139 and encodes 591 amino acids.